This is a messenger RNA of Acanthochromis polyacanthus (spiny chromis), 1259 nucleotides long. Its product is annotated as aminoacyl tRNA synthase complex-interacting multifunctional protein 1-like. The record is from RefSeq and is a predicted model, not a curated record. The coding region runs from base 70 to 1068 and encodes 332 amino acids. Gene Ontology annotation, molecular function: tRNA binding. Lineage: Eukaryota; Metazoa; Chordata; Actinopteri; Pomacentridae. The transcript has 4 exons.
CCGGAGCCGCAGAAGAAGAGCAGGGAGCUGCUCCCAGAGCUCUAGAGAUACUAAGGCUCUGGCUGCUCCAUGGAGAAAGUGGUGGAGGAAGAGGAGUGGAAGAGGACCAGGACCAGUAGUAGUAGUAGUCUACAGACAGCUACAGCCAGAAUGGGUCGUGGAGUGGAGCUCAGCGACUUCCAGCGGGGCACCGUGGUGGGAUGCCACCUGUGCAAGAAGUCCAAUCGGGAGAUCUCCGCCCUGCUCAACCUGCCUGCGUCCACCAUCAGCUCCGUGAUCCUCAAGUGGAAACGCGGAGGAAUAACGACGGCUCUGCCCCGGAGCGGCCGACCGCACAAGCUAAAGGAGCAGGACCGCCAGGUGCUGGAAAGGGUGGCCAUGGAGAAGUGUCUGCCCUCCAUAGAGGCUCUCACCGCCGAGUUUCACACCGCCUCCGGGGCCAACGUGAGUACCACCACCAUCCGCCGGGAGCUCCACGAGAUGGGCUUCCGCGGCCGAGUGUCAUCCUACAGCAAGCCAGAAGGAGGGCAGAAGGUGGCAAAGAAGCCGGGAUCCCCUGACCAAGAGGAUGAAAAGGUAGACGUCUCUCGUCUGGACCUGCGUGUUGGACGCAUAAUAACGGCCGUACAGCUUCUAGACACUGACAGUCUGUAUGUGGAACAGAUCGAUGUAGGCGAAGCAUCUCCCAGGACAGUAAUCAGCGAACUGGCCAAGCACGUAUCCUGGGCCCAGAUGCAGGACCGCAUGGUGGUCGUGCUGUGUAACCUGAAGCCGGUGAAGACAAGAGGGAUGAUGAACCAGGCUGUGAUCAUGUGUGCCAGCUCACCAGAAAAGAUGGAGAUCCUUGAUCCUCCGAGUGGAGCCGAACCAGGGGACAGAAUAACUAUCCAGGGAUUCCCAGGUGAACCAGACAGAGAGCUAAACCCCAAAAAGAGGGUGUGGGAAGAGGUGCAGCCAGACCUGCGUACGGACAGCCGGUGUGUCGCCACCUACAAGGGAGCUGCCUUUGAAGUGGUUGGAAAGGGAAUGUGCAAAAGCCAAACUCUGAGUGAUUGUGAAAUCAAAUAAACUAAACAGAGCUGCCUGAAGUAGCUCGGUACAAAUCAGUGCAGCCGGAAAGGACCCAAGAUUUUGUGGACAGACUUCCCAGGAGAGGAAGUCAGCUGUUUCAUUUCAUGUCUUUAUUUUUAAAAGAAAAGAUGUUUUUUUUUUUUUUUUUUUUUUCAAUGAAGAUAACAAUAAAUGAAUCAGAAAUCCAA